CCGAGAGCUAUUCACCUUUCGGGAUACACCACUGUACAGUUGAGGAUAACGAGGGACAAAUUACAGGCGAUGUUUCCACGAAGAAAGAUUCCGGUGGUCGACCUGGGACAACUGGGUGAGUAGUCGAAUACAAAUGAUUCCUACCCAUGUUGCUAGCAACAUGUGAAAAAUUGGCUGAGAAGUUGAAAAGGUUGGGAAUUUUGUACACAGGUGUACAACACUGAAAUUCCACCAAUCAUCUCAUGAAGUUCAGGGACGCCCAACUAGUGUACAACACCGAAAUUCCACCAAUCAUCUCAUGAAGUUCAGGGACGCCAACUAGUGAUCAAAGAAACUAAUUUCCGCAGACGCAAGUGCCUUGACUCUUCACUAAUAGCUGUUUCUAAUACAAUUAAACAAAACAAAGGCAGCUUCACCAUCUCUGAAGUCCUAGCAAGAAUCCUCCUGAAAACAGUAAACCCUGCCAUCACAUAGUCUCUCCUGUUAAUACUACACAAGCACAUUACAGAGAAUGAACAUUGAAACAGGCCUUCUCUAUCCAGCCUCCAAUAGAAAAUUUGUCUAACCUAUUUUUAUGUUUCCCAAGUAAUAGCUUUUAUAUCCUUUUACUCAUGUGCAAGUUAACUGUUCUAACAUAAUGUAUUACCACUACUACUACUUAUAUCAUUACUACUACUUAUAUCACUACUACUACUACUACCACUAGUAUUGCACCUCAUUCUGAGCCAAUAUAUACCCUCUGUGUCCAUGUACUGUUUGUAAGUGAUUAGGAGGGACGAGGAGAGUAGACACACAUCGAGCAAGAGAGAGCAACAUUCACUUCAACGAGGGGUUUUCAAGAAGACAUUGCCUGAUUGGUUGAUAUCUGGACAUUCUUCAUCUUGGCUCCAGGAUUCUGUGCGUCGCUGGCUGCCUGCCCCAGGGCAGACCGUUGGCCUCUGCACUCCUGCAUCUGGGUGAAGUCUUCCCACCUCAUCUUGUUAUCAUAUCACCUCUACCAUCUCCAUGAUGUCACAUCGUGUGAAAAUUAAGCCUAAGUCUGCUGUCGUCGAUGACGCCACGAAGCUUGAGCUUGCAGCUUCUCUCAACACUUGUCUUCACGCAAAGUUCUCCAAGAUUACGUCACUGAAAGGAGCUUUCAUCGUCACUUUUCUCGUUGAUGCUGAAGCUGACAAAGUGCUUACACCUACUGCCAUGAAGACCUUAGAAGACCGCUGCUUUACCAUCUCCACGUCACCAUACAUGCUUGCAAAACGUGCAGUGUUUAUGAAACGUCUUGACAGGCUGAUCAUGGGCCAUCCAGGAAAUUGAGUCAUCACUUGAAGACCUCAACGCCUGGGCCAAGAUUGACUCUGUUAUGAAGAUCCCCAACGCUUCCUCAAUGCUCAAGGUCACAUUCCUAGACGUUUCCAUUGCAACCAGAGCACUGUCUGAUGGCCUGGCCAUCUCUUACUACUACAUCAACCCUCGACAGAUUGAACCUGAACGCUUCACGUACAUAACACCUUGCUGGACAUGUUACUCGUACAGUCACUCUACUGCCGACUGCCAUGUGAAGAAUAAGAAGAUAUGUUCCACCUGUGGGUCUGCAGGACACGAUUUUCGUUCUUGCACUUCCACUGCUGCUCCCACUUGCAGCAACUGUAAGAGUGAUCACCAUACUCUUGCAGCCAAAUGUCCAGUGCGUAAGGAUAUCCUCUCUAAGAAACUGAAGGAAGAAACAAAGAAGCCAUCUGGAACCUCUCCUACAUACGCUGCAAUUGCCAAGAUUCAAUCUACAACAUCCAAGAUUCUACAAGCCACUCAACAGUCGUCUCCACCACCUCUCACUACCCAACCUCCACCUGAUGAUAUCUCUACCAAAUUCUAUUACUGCAUGAUGUUUGCUCACAUGCAAAAUGCUGCAAAACCUGGCUCUUUCAACACGACUAUUAAUGAACUUCUUGCACUUAACAACAUGCCAUCAUUUAACUUCCCUGCAAGUCCACCAUCAGCUGAGAUUUUGAAAAUAAUCCCGAAGAUCGUCAGUUUUGAAGCGCCAGAUGACUUGAAGGAAUUAAUAAUUGAUAACGACGACGCAUCCUCUUUUGAAUCCUUUAAUCAACAUUCACUUGAUAACAUCCAAGACAGCACCACGCCUCCUAUUCGUCGAUUGGCUCGUCGUGGCGGCGCAAAUAUCAUUCCUUCGCCUCCACUCACCACUACACAAAUGGACCAAUCAGAAGCCACGAUUCCACCACAGUCUUCUAUACACUCUGUAGAGGAGACACCAACAUUGAAUGAACCUUCAAUGCUGCAACCACCAACAAAAACCUCACCAGCCAUCACUCGACGUAUUAAUACAGAAGACCAACACCGAGAUCAAUACCUGCACUGGAAAGAUAUAACUUUUUAUACGACUCCUGACCAAGAACCCACCAUGAAUGUCGACACUUUGUACGAGAAAUUACUCGACAGUACAGUCGAGUUUACAAAUCGUAAAGAACCCAUUGCUCCUUCACAGCACUCAAGAUGAUCUUUGACCAGUUACAAGCCGACCCAGCAUUUCGACCCAAGAUUACAAGACUACUCAUCGUUUCCUCCCAACAACUGCACAACAUAAGGAAUGCCUCCAACACUGAAAAAAUGAUGUAACUCCUGACUCACACUUUAACGACACCUGAACAAUCAAGAAGCUAGCCUCCCUUGACCACGCCUCCAGCUUCUGCCAGCCGCCAAUCAACAUCAAGAAUGCAAGAUGCAGAUAGCUUGUCAGCCGGACGACUGAGUGUUCUCCUGUUUUUUGUGUUGCUGUUUCCGUCUGCUUCCAAGGCUUAGCUGUUGGGUUUAGUCCUGACUCCUCUCUUCGACUCAAGACUUCCUCUCACCAACUAUUCUUCGAGCUGUCCCCACUUGCCCCUCGCCCCUAGUGGGUCCUUACCUGUGAGUCCUCUGUUCUGUUCUGUUCUGUUUGUAAGGGCUUGACAAAGCUCAUGGAGAGCGAAAC
Cherax quadricarinatus is the source of this 2986-nucleotide messenger RNA. Lineage: Eukaryota; Metazoa; Arthropoda; Malacostraca; Decapoda; Parastacidae. The record is from RefSeq and is a predicted model, not a curated record.